CGCCCUCCUCCAUCAACCAGCGACAUUGUCGGUUAUAAUCGUCGUCUUCAUGCUGCUGUCUCUUCCGUCGCCUAGAUCCCCCCGUGCCACCCGUCCGAGUCAACCUCGCUCAGGUCCAAACAACGCCCAUCACAUCCCCGAUCGCUCGCCGUCCUCCCCUUUUUCCGCGUGCCCCGUCCUGCAUGGAACUUCCACAUACCCGUCGCAAUAGAAUCGUGAGCUUCCCCAAGCAGCAGAAUUCAUGGUUGACCUGCGUUUGUCGAAAAACACAUGCCGCCACCCAGGUUCAAGGCCGAGUCGCAGCUUCAAAAAGAAAAGCUGGUAAAUUCGUACAAUGAGCUUUUAGAGGAAUUUUCGUCAAGAGAUUUACGCAAUGUCGGCAAUUACAGCCUCGGAAAGCUCAUUGGAAAAGGCUCGUUCGGCAAAGUCUACCUCGCGUCCCAUAAGCUCACAAAUGGCUCCAAGGUCGUGCUCAAAUCGUCAAGUCGAGACGAUGCCAAUCUGGCUCGCGAGAUCCACCACCACCGUCAAUUCAUCCAUCCCCAUAUAGCCCGCCUCUAUGAAGUGGUCGUUACGGAGAAACUGGUCUGGCUGGUUUUGGAAUACUGCCCAGGGGAUGAGCUCUACAACUACCUCCUCCGCAAUGGACCCAUGCCGAUUGAGAAAGUGCAGAAGAUAUUUACACAGCUUGUCGGGGCGGUGGCAUACGUACAUAGUAAAUCAUGCGUCCACCGAGAUCUGAAGCUGGAAAAUAUUCUGUUGGAUAAGCAUGAAAACGUGAAGCUUUGCGAUUUCGGUUUCACCAGGGAAUACGAGGGCAAGGCUAGCUAUCUGCAGACAUUUUGUGGCACAAUUUGCUAUAGCGCUCCAGAGAUGUUAAAAGGCGAAAAGUAUGCGGGAGAAAAAGUCGAUGUUUGGAGUUUGGGGAUCAUCCUGUUCGCCCUGAUCUCAGGCGAGCUGCCGUUUGACGAAGAUGAUGACCAGGCGACCAAAAAAAGGAUUCUUUCGGAGGACCCCAAGUACAAUGCGCGAUUCUCCGAAGAUGCAAAAUCAUUGAUCAACCUUCUCUUAUCGAAAAGACCACUUAUCCGGCCCACCCUCAGCGACAUACUAGCGCAUCCGUUCCUGGCAGAGCAUGCUCCCCAGCAGCAAGCCAUCCUGAAGCUAUCCCGUCCGCCAGCUUUUUCAACCGCUCUGGAGAAGACGACAUUAGAACGAAUGAGGAGCGCGGGGGUCAAUACGGACCAAGUCAUAGAAAAUGUCCUGGCACAACGUUGCGAUGCCCUUGCUGGAUGGUGGGCUCUCCUGAUAGAAAAAGAAGAGAGAAAGGAGAAGAGAAGAGAAAGGAAGCGGCGGGAACGGGAAGCUGAAGCCAAGAACCUCCGUCGCCUGAGCGCGGCCAGCAGCCGCCUAGAACGCAUCUCUGCGGCCCUUGUCGAGGUUGACGAGGAGAACCACAGUUCAGAGCCACCUCGAAGCAGAGGGAGAGCAAACCGGCGAAGCCUCCCAACUCCUUAUCCUAGUCUAGCCCAGCUUCUGAUCCCCGAUCUCCCGAAACUACCUGAAGGAGGUAUCGCUGUGUCCCCUUGUGAAUCUAUUCCUCCUCCCCCAAUUGAGAAAGAUGGCUCCGUUCGUUCUCUUAGCUCUUCGCGCACUCGACCGAUCCCUCCUCCAAAAGAGAGACGUGUUUCCCGAGGCAGUACGCUUCAUCUCAGUGCAUCACAGCCCGAGUUAAUGCGUCCUCAUGGGAUACUAAAACGGCCUGGUACGCGCCGCCGACAAUAUCCUAUCCUAAGUCAACUGGCCUCCCUCAAGCACUGGCUUGUGGAAUCUACAAAGCGGGCCAAGUCACCCCACCCAAAGGGCUUCGGUCAUUCCAGCGUUUCUCUCAAGUUUCUUUCUGAUAGGAGCGGCCCAGGCAAGAAUAAAAAUGCAUCAAAACAACAAAUAGCAACCCCUACGGCUAGCUCGAAUUUCAGCCAAACCCAGCACACUCCCCAGACAAAGCGAUCAUCGAAUGCCAGCAGUUUGGCACCGAGCAAUGCUUCAUACCCGGGAGCCGUUCGCCCCCUCUCGAUCACUCAGCCUCCACGACCGCUUAAUAGCAGCUCCUCACGUCAUCGUAACUCUUUGUCUCCCGCACCACUGACUCCACGCAAUUCCUAUCGCCGCUCGUCAGCCGGACUACGAGGACGGAAAUCGACAUCUUCAUCUGUUUCUUCUAUUCGUACGAUCCACCACGCACACUCGCACUCCAAAACUUCGUCUAUUUCUUCGAAUAGUAUCGACACCGCUUCUACCCCAACAGGCUCGUCAAUCAAAGCGCUAGGCAUCUCCCGCUCCCCGCAUACUUCAAUCAAAGUAUUGCCCACCACCCCCAGUGCAUCCACCCGUUUCCCGCAUAACAUUCGGCUGGUUCGCGGAUCUCACAACGCUGGCGCCGGUCAUCUCCACAGUGCUUUCAAUGAAUCUGCUCCUGCACCUAUUAUGUCUUCUCCCUCCUCGGGCCUUGUAUUUGCGCGACGAAAACGGUCUGCCUUUAAAGGGCCAACACUUAAUACUGCUAACCUCAUGGCAUCAGGUGGUGCAGGAACUCCUCUCCUGCCACGGAGGAGAGAAGCACUCUUUGAUGCGCCUUCCGCCGAGGCACCUGCGCUAGGUCCUCGAAAAAGCCAAAUCAUUGAAGAGGAAGAAGAGUUAUUCGAGGGUCAUAAUUUUGAAGAUGAAGAAGUUGAGGAGGUCGAAGGCUUUAGCCCUGUCGAUGAGAAGAGCCCGACUUUUAUCCAAGGACGGACAUCUCUCGAUAUACUGGCUUCCCAACCCAUCGCCGCUUCAAGUACAGAUGCUCUCACCAAUAAUCCAUCGGCGUUGAGCCCCGUUGACCGCAGCACAAAGUCGCCAGAGCCGCAGCUCCUCCCUGCGGCGGAAAUUGAAGAGCCAUCGCAGUAUCCUCCUUUCCACCCCUCUGGUGCGCAGUCCGAUUCCGAACCCAUACGGCCUCCACGGUCAUCUUCUCUUCGCGAGCACAACAAGCCCGGCUCUACGGGCAGUAAUGCGGCCCUUGAGCGCUUUGAGAGCGCCGAAAAGCCGGAUGUUGUGCAGGAGGAGCGAGGGACCGAGUCUUUGAGUCCUAAACAAACCUGAUCUAUGUACGAUACAUGACCAGGGUCUUUUGACUAUGAGUAGUAUGCCUGUUGUUCUGUAUUUAGUCUUAUUCCCUUUGGUGUUUUGUUGUUUUCUAACCUUUUGUUUUGGGUACUCUCUGGUGGGACAUGGGUGUUUUCUACCUACGGUUUUCUCUCAAAUCUCAGCAUCACUUGUAGUGCAUCUUGAUUUUCUUUUCUACCUUUUGCUUUCGUGUGCUCCUGUUUUAUUCACCUAUACACUUCUUAGGAUAUCAACUUUGGGAUGGGAAUGCUUUAUAUCCAGAACAGCUUAUGUUUAUUUCUGUCUGGGGAUUGUGUUCUCUUUUUCGUUUCUGAUUUAUUGAUGAUUAUAUAUUAGACCUAGUCUCUCCCCCCUUCAGCCCUUUUAUAUCCCAUGUUUUGCCAUCAUUACCUCGUUUUAGAUCCCGAGCUUCUUUCGAUAAAAUGCCUUACUUGAUAUGACUUGGAAUGGUUUUCUUGGUCUGUUUAUCUGGAUUCUCCUUUCUGGAUUGUAGUCAUAUUGUGUCUUCAUGAACAUAGUGAUUAAUCUGCCGA
Coccidioides posadasii C735 delta SOWgp is the source of this 3701-nucleotide messenger RNA. Lineage: Eukaryota; Fungi; Ascomycota; Eurotiomycetes; Onygenales; Onygenaceae. The record is from RefSeq and is a predicted model, not a curated record.